AUGACGACAGCGGCGGCGGCGGAGGUGGAGGAGGCGGAAGAAAAGGAGGAGGAGGGGGCUGAGACUGAGGCUGCGGCGGCAGCUGGCGACCAUCGCUCAGGUCGUCUCCGGCACCGCUUCGUGGGCAUCGGGAGGGCCCACUUCGAAAAGCAGCCCCCUAGUAACCUGCGCAAAAGCAACUUCUUCCACUUCGUGAUCGCGCUGUACGACCGCGCAGGCCAGCCCAUCGAGAUCGAGCGAACCGCCUUCAUCGGCUUCAUCGAGAAGGACCAGGAGACGGAGGGCCAGAAGACCAACAACGGCAUCCAGUACCGCCUGCAGCUGCUGUACGCCAACGGAGUGCGUCAGGAGCAGGACAUUUACGUUCGGCUGAUAGACAGCGUUACGAAGCAGGCCAUCAUUUAUGAAGGCCAAGACAAGAACCCCGAGAUGUGCCGGGUACUGCUGACGCACGAAGUGAUGUGCAGCCGCUGUUGUGACAAGAAGAGCUGUGGAAAUCGCAACGAAACGCCGUCGGAUCCCGUCAUUAUUGAUAGGUUCUUCCUCAAGUUCUUCCUGAAGUGCAACCAGAACUGUCUGAAAAACGCAGGCAAUCCUCGCGACAUGCGGAGAUUCCAGGUGGUGAUCUCGACGCAAGUGGGCGUGGACGGCCCGUUGCUGGCCAUCUCGGACAACAUGUUCGUGCACAACAACUCCAAGCACGGGCGACGGGCCAAGCGGUUGGACCCGGCCGAAGCGUUGAACGAGCCCACGAUAGACUACGGCUUUCAGCGCCUACAGAAGCUCAUCCCUCGCCACCCGGGAGACCCGGAGAAGCUGCCUAAG
This is a messenger RNA of Gryllus bimaculatus (two-spotted cricket), 825 nucleotides long. The record is from the annotation of a GenBank genome assembly. Lineage: Eukaryota; Metazoa; Arthropoda; Insecta; Orthoptera; Gryllidae.